Paramecium octaurelia is the source of this 210-nucleotide messenger RNA. NCBI's taxonomy places the organism in Eukaryota, Ciliophora, Oligohymenophorea, Peniculida, Parameciidae. The record is from the annotation of a GenBank genome assembly.
AUGGACUCUAAAUUAGAUAGCAAUGAAAUAGAAGAAAAAAUAAUUAUUAGAAAGCCUCCCUGUAAUUGCUCUAUUUUACAUAAAAUUUACAAUACAAGUAAAUUUCAUCAUUAUAUUAUAGUGAAUGCUGCAUAUAAAUUAGGGUAAUUAACUUUCCAAUAAGAAAGCAAAGCAAAUUAAUUUUAAACUUGUGUGAAUACUAAGGAAUGA